AACUCAAAGCUUUUUUACUGAAGCAUUGCGAGGCCGAGUAAGGGAAAAGUUGAAAAAUGCCAAGGUUAUGCAAGGUGACAAAUCUCCAGAGGAGGAGCUCAAAAAUACUGACACGUAUCAAAGAGAUAAGAAUGAAGCAGUAUCUGAUGAAGGCCUUCUAUUUUUUAUCACAAAUGGUGACAGAUGCUCCGAGCGUGAAGCCUUGAACCAAACUAUCGACUGGAGAUCGGUAAAGACCCACGACCGUAAGCAUACAUCAGCAGAGAGUAGUUGUCAAACCUUUGACGACGAGGAGGACCAGAGAAUUUUGGAAGAGGUGAUUUUCCAAGAUUUGCUGGAAAUAAAAGCUGCUGAAUAUGAAGAUGAUGAAUUGCAGUCCCAGAAGCAACAAGGACAUAUUUUUAUGCCAACUAGCUCUCCAGUGACCCACCAGCGGAAGCUGCCGGAAAACACGGUACCCCGGAUCUUAGAGGAUGAAGGGUUUUAUAUUCAGAGAAAACCAGAAAUAUGUAAGAAGAUUUGUAACAGAAUGGAAAAUCGCCUGGUUAACCAAGAAGAGGGAAAAAGCUGGUUUGACGAAAGUGGAGAAAUAAUGUCAUUACCUUCUCCAUUGAAGCAGUCGUGGAAUUUCAGAAAAAUCGUCACUGUUGAAACCUUGAAUCCGGGAUUAAGGACCACAUUCAAGCAGGCAAUCGGAACAGACCUGGAAAGCCGCAUCGGGAGCAAAACAGAACUCCAGAGGGAACUUUGUCAACUGGAUCUCAACAUCUCAAGUUUGCAGUUCAGCCAUCAUCCUCUCUUCAAUCAAGAACUUGUGUUAUGCUCCAGGUUGCUCCAACUCUUCGAGUGUUUCCAGCUCAGAAGGCAACAAAACACAUCUCAUCUUCUGUAUGAAAAACUGAAAGCAUUAACAAAUACUGCGAAAAGAGGAAAGCACAAUUUGGAGACGAGCCAGCUGAGCAGAAAAUCUCAACAAGACUACCAUUGCCAAAUAAGUGAUACAAAACAGCUGUAUGACCUCGAAAAGAAAAAGGAUAGUUCCCUAAUACAUAGUAUGCUAAAGGUGUGGAAACAAAUAAAAUCACUCCGCCUACAACAAGGAUUUUCGAGCACAUCUAUAAAAUUGCAGUUUCAAAAAUUCACAGUGAAUAAAGAUGAAUGUGCAAAAGAAGAAUUAACAGAAGUUUCUGAAACAAAGAUGAGACCCAAGGGAGAAGGUGAUAAAAAUCUCAUUGAGUCUGAACAAUUCUUGGAUGUCUGGGAAAAAGAGGAGGGACUUUCUUAUUUAACAUCAGAGAUUGAUGAGAAAGGAAUCGAAAGGUUAAGACAGCCAACUUUAAUUCCACGACUUUCUAUGAAUGCAGAAAUAACAAACUUAUCCAGAUGUCCCAUGCACGAACAGAGAAGGAGAGACAAAGUUCAGAAGCUUCACUAUUUCAUUAAAAUAUUUUACAAUGAUAAACAGGUCUCCUGCACAUCCACGUCUCCUUUGCAGUUGGAUUUUAAAGUCGUAUUUCAGCAGAUUUUUCAUAUUCAGUUAAUGAACUGGCCUGGAACUAUUCGGCUAGAGAUUUAUGAAAUGAAUAAGAGGUCAAGCCUCUUGGCAAAAAUAUACUUACCUCUACCCAACAAAGCUGCACUGAAAAGCAGUGAUUCUUUGGAGCAGGCAGAAUUUAGCUGUGAUAAACUCGUCAUGCCGGCCUACGGAGAAGUAGGAAGCAAUGUGCCUUUUCUUCUUGAUGGACAUGAGACAGAAGAACUGUGUUUGUUGACAUCAGGAAAGUUAAACUACUCUUUAUCGUGGGCAGUAAAUGGAGAUGGAAUUCCUCUAACACCUGUACCACAAUCCUUUACCUCUGCCUGCUACAGCGUGCUGAAGACUGCAGAACGAAGAGAAGUUCCCGGAAUCCAGUGGCUUGCUAAUACGCAGAAGCUUAUCGACUGGGCAAAUGAAGUCCGAAUUGAUCCAAACGACCCCGAUUAUUCAGAGCUGAUGGAGUUUAUUACGUAUGCAAGACACAAGGGGCCAACUCUCCCCAAAUAUUUUCGCCUUGAACAGCUGGAAGAAGAAUUUACCUUUGCUGCCGAGGAUGAGAUUGCAAAAAGUAAACGCUUCCAGCUCAUUCAGCUUAGAAAUUCAGGACGGUUAGAUCACUCACAUCUUCAGCAAAUACCUCUGUAUGACAGAGAAAUACCAGAUUUAAUAUUUCAGGAAUAUGAAAGCCAGUUAGAGAAGGACCUACCCGUUACGGAUGCCAACGCUAUUAUUUCUCAUAGGAGCCAUUCUUCCAACUUAAUGAGGAAGAUGAGGACGCUGGUUCUGAAAAAAGUCACCAAAGUUAGCAAUAAAUUUCAUCUUUCAGAUAUGGUGACAGAUUAUGAAGAAAUCGUAUCUGCCAGCCAGUUGAAGGAAGCAAUUUGUAAACUCGUUAAACGGAGGAGAAAUUUAAAACCGCAGAGAAAAGAAAGGAAAACAGUUGCGGCCCAGACCGUCUCUGAUGGUGACAUCAAAAUUCUGAUUCGAAUUUCGAGAGGUUACAAUAUUCCAUCCCGGAAAUCAACGGUUAGUAGAAACCUGGAGGUACCUGGUUAUUUGUUAUCUUCCGUAUCCUGGAUCAGACAUAAAGAAUCAGUGACGACAAAUGAACUCUUAAGUAAGGUCAAUGUCCGGCCUUUUGUUGAAGUUUCUUUUCAGCACACGGUUUAUCGAACUGAUACUGUGGACGGAUCUCAUCCGUGUUGGAACGAAGAACUCAUUCUGGAUUUCAGCUCACCAGGACACGAUUACAGCAUUUCGGGAUUAUCCAAAAUAAAAGAUAACAUCGUUAUCAAUAUUUUUGAUGAAGUUGUGAUCGAAAAACAUGAGGAUAAUUGCCUCAAGGGCUGCAGGGGUCACUCGUAUAUACAAAAGCAUUGGCUUGGCUCAGUUACUAUUCCUUUCUCUGCCCUCCUGCAACAAUCAAAGAUCAAUGGAACCUUUCAAGUAAAUAUCCCUCCCGUUUUGCUUGGAUAUACUUGGAGUCAAACCUACCUGUCUCCUACAGAAGACUGCAGUGGACCGAAUUUAAAAGAAUGCACUUUUUUAACCAUCUUUGCUACAUUAGAACCUCAGAUAUCAUCUGCUGUCGAUGAUUCAGAAUCAGAUAAGUUUGCAGAUCAGAUUAAAGAAACACUUCUGCAGAGAGCUCACAUUUUUAAAAAAACCUGUAAGGCGCUGUUUCCAAACCGAAGAAUCGCCGCUGUCGUUUUCGACGACGGCGGGAGGUGCAUCUCAGCACCAAGGUAUAUCACAGCGUUAAAUCCACCUCAGCAACUACUAGACGUAUUUCUCAGUGACUUGAAUGCAACUCUGGCUCUUCUCGCCCGGUUUGUAUCUUUAAUUCCGUGUAUGGCAGACCCAUUGGAUGGAAACGGCAGUCUGGAUAUUUGGAUGACAUCAGAGCACUGCAUCUCUAUGGCCAUUGGAAACAAAGAGGAGCAUGCUGUGCUUUUGUGCAACUACUUUCUGUAUUUGAAAAAGAAAGCCUGGGUCUUGCUGGGAACAUCUGUAUUAGAAGGGCAAGUGGCUUAUGUGAUAACAAAAGAAAGUGACGAAUAUCUUCUUUGGAAUCCACUGACUGGGCACUGCUACAGGCAGUUCGACUCAUUUUGUCCUCUACAGAGUGCUGACUGCUUAAUUGACGAGGAAAACGUUUGGUUCAAUAUUCAACCUAACAGUACCCCAAUGUCCGUAACUUUUGACCGUUCAAAAGAAGGCUUAUGGAAACAAUUUCUUCCCAGUAACUUUCAGUGGACAAAAUCCACUAUUCAGCCCAAAGAAAUUGUAUAUUCCAGUACUAAUCCAAGUAUGGUGGAAGAUUUAAGGAAUAGGAUUGAAAGAGAACUAAAGUUUAAAAUGAUGGAAUGGCGACCCAAGCAGCCAACCCGGUGGCACCGACAGUGUACGGCUAUUUUACGCCGUAUUCUUUCCAAGAUGGAACUCGGUCCUGGAAACGUCGUUUCGAAAGAAGAAGAAAAUGAAUUGGAAAGAUUGUUGCACCACUACUGGAUUUCAGGAUUUCCUAUCCAGCUGCCAUUCACAGAUCUACAGACUCUAACCGAUGCAGUGUAUCAAACCGGCGUUCACUUUUCUGAACUUCCCCAGACCGAGUUUGCCCUGGCAGUGCACAUCCACCCUUACCCAAACAAUAUCUUAUCUGUCUGGAUCUAUCUAGCCUCCUUAGUCCAUAAUCGGUAAAAGAGCAACCAACGAAGCCACGUAUCUUCAAAAAUAAAUUAUUGCACGAUGUAUAAGGAACGGGAUACAAGAACUCUCUCAUAUCCUCGGAACAAGGGGAUUGUUUCUUUAGCAACAUAAGCAAAACCCUCAAAAGUAAGCUGAGUAAUGUUGGCAACAUAGAUUUUUAACAAAAUUCAUUCUGUUCUGAUUUCGUAAGCGUUUCAGAGCAAAAGUUUCCACCCCUUGAACUCUGAGAGGAGGAUUUUUCCGGGGCUUUGGAGAAUGUCCCUUGUUUUUAGGACUGUCACAGAUCCUUCUCUUCACAGGUGCGUGUGU
Messenger RNA from Tachyglossus aculeatus (Australian echidna), 4555 nucleotides. It is a transcript of the gene CC2D2B, whose product is annotated as coiled-coil and C2 domain containing 2B. The record is from RefSeq and is a predicted model, not a curated record. The transcript is spliced from 32 exons. Gene Ontology annotation, cellular component: ciliary transition zone. Bases 68 to 4237 code for a protein of 1389 amino acids. Gene Ontology annotation, biological process: non-motile cilium assembly; protein localization to ciliary transition zone. NCBI's taxonomy places the organism in Eukaryota, Metazoa, Chordata, Mammalia, Monotremata, Tachyglossidae.